Hypanus sabinus (Atlantic stingray) is the source of this 3350-nucleotide messenger RNA. RefSeq names its product acyl-coenzyme A thioesterase 9, mitochondrial-like. Gene Ontology annotation, molecular function: fatty acyl-CoA hydrolase activity. Bases 76 to 1392 code for a protein of 438 amino acids. Gene Ontology annotation, cellular component: mitochondrion. The record is from RefSeq and is a predicted model, not a curated record. Gene Ontology annotation, biological process: acyl-CoA metabolic process. The transcript has 16 exons. Lineage: Eukaryota; Metazoa; Chordata; Chondrichthyes; Myliobatiformes; Dasyatidae.
CGCCCGGCUCGGGGACGUACGCGAGGAGGGAGCGUUGCUAUUGUGGAAAGCUGGAGGACUGAUACGAGGAGGAUCAUGUAUCUGAGGGCGAGGGUUUGGCUGCUUCGAAAUAUUUCUUCUGUUCUCAACAAGCCACAUAAUCCUUUAUAUGCACGUUUACAUACGGAGGGAUGUUGUCCAGAGCUGAAUGAAGGAGAAACCAAACUGUUAAUGAAUGAUGUACGUAAGGAACUGCAUAAUAUUGUUGGUGCAUCCAAAAACUGGAGUGAACAUCUCAAGUCAGCAAAGGAAAGAGCUUCAUUAAAUUCUUUACUAGUUGAAAGCCAGGACAGCUUACCAUAUCGCUGCAUGAAGGACAGUUAUCUGGAGGCUUACCUACCGUUGGGAAGCCGUCCUCUCUUAAGAGAACAGUACUUAAAUGUACAUAACUUAGUAAGAUUUGGCAGGAUCCUUGAGGACCUUGAUUCAUUUGGAGUUUUAAUUAGUUAUACUCAUGUCAAAACCGAUACUCCACGAAGCCCUUUUUCAAUUGUGACGGCACUUGUUGAUGAAAUAGAUCUGGUCAAAAAGGUUAUCCUGCCAGAUUGUGACUUGAAAUUCAGUGGUCACGUCACUUGGGUGGGAAGAAGUUCUAUGGAAGUCCAGAUGCAUGUAUCUCAGUAUCAAAAUGGCGCCUUCAGUCCAGUCCUCGAGGCUACUUUUGUGAUGGUGGCACGUGAUGCUUCAAAUAAAAGGGGAGCUUUAAUUAAUCCAUUGAAGCCCGAGUGUCCAGAAGAGGAGAAACUCUUUCAACAAGGAGACUUGAACAAAGCAAAAAGGACAACACUAAAGGAAAUCUCUUUAUUGAAAACAGCACCAAAUGAAGAUGAGCAGAAAAUUAUACAUGAAAUGUUCCUGGAGACUCUGGAUGUCAGGACAGUAAGUUUCCACAGUCGGGUUUUACCAAAGAAUUCAGUGUGGAUGGAGGAUUCAAAGCUCAAGAGUCUGGAAAUAUGCCACCCACAGGAACGCAAUAUUUUCAACAAAAUCUUUGGUGGAUUUCUAAUGAGGAAAGCCUUUGAAUUGGCAUGGGCAAAUGCUUGCGUUUAUGGGAGUUCCAGACCUUAUCCAGUUGCUGUAGAUGAUAUUCUGUUUCAAAAACCAGUUGAGAUUGGCUCCCUGCUGUACCUUUCAUCACAGGUUUGUUACACCAAAGGCAACUAUAUUCAGGUCAGAGUCCACAGCACAGUGGUUGAUCCAGUUUCUCGGGAGCACCAUACCACCAAUACCUUCCAUUUCACCUUUGGCUCUGAGAAUGAAGUGAUGCAGGUUUUCCCAAAGACCUAUGGAGAAUCAAUGCUAUAUUUGGAUGGAAAACGUCACUUUAAAGCACGAUUGAACAACUGCAAUUGAUCAAUUUACUAUCAUUUGACAAAGGUCAUUCUGAAAAGCCUUAUCUAAAUAUGUUUGUGCUUUUGUUGAAUAAUAAUGUACUUUGAACUUUUCUAAAAUAUUUAAUCUGAAUUUCUUGCUAGCUUUAACAAUCAACCUUUAAUAUCUGAUGUUUUUGCACAUUUCCUCAUAGGUGCAUCUGAUAGGUUGUGUCACAAUGCAUAAGCAAGCAGCCUUAUAACUUUCCCUUGCUAACGUAUCAUAGAACAUUACAGUACAGGCCCUUCAGCCCUCCAUGUUGUGCUGACCCAUAUAAUCCUUUAAAAAAGUACUAAACCCACACUACCCCAUAACCCUCCAUUUUUCUUUCAUCCGUGUACCUGCCCAAGAGGCUCUUAAAUACCCCUAAUGUUUCAACCUCCACCACCAUCCCUGGUAAGUCAUUCCAGGCACUCACGACCCUCUGUGUAAAAAAAAAACUUCCCUCCCUUAAUUUUGUACAUAUGCCCUCUGGUGUUUGCUGUUGGUGCCCUGGGAAACAGGUACUAACUAUCCACCCUAUAUGCCUCUCAUAAUCUUGUAGACCUCUAUCAAGUCCCCUCUCAUUCUUCUACGCUCAUGUAAUGCACACAUGAACCCAGGAGUGGGUAUGAAUAUUUAAGAUAUUUAUUUAUUAUUCAGCAAUAGUAUGAUCUAGACCUACUAAUAACUAUUAAACUCAAGAAUUACUCUUUGAUGUAAGAAAACCUGUUGCAUAACUCUAAUUGCCAUUAAGAUGUAUGAAAAGUUAACUAUCCAUUUAUAUGUGUAACAAACACUUUAGUUUAAGUUUAGCUAAACUGACUUAAAACAUAGGAAAUGUAUAUCCAAAUAUACUUGCAUUUUUUGUACUGGUGUGGGGGGGGAAGCUUUUUUGCACAUGUGCAUGGGCUGAGGUUGGUAUAUUAGUAUAUUUUUAAUAGUGAUAAGAUGUAGGGUUAACUGUUUAUUGCUUGUAACUACCUUUCACUAGUUUAAUUUUGUAUGUUGCAAAAUUUAGUUAGAUUGAGUAUUUCAGUCUGAACAGCUUAAGUACCCUAAGAUUGCUCUGUAGUAAAGUUAAUUAUUGUCCCUCGGUUGGAUCCUUCAUGUGGUUAAGGUGUUGGUCUAGUGAUCUGAAGGUCACUAGUUUGAGCCUCAGCUAAGGCAGCGUGUUCUUGAGCAAGGCACUUAACCACACAUUGCUCUGUGAUGACACCGGUGCCAAGCUGUAUUGGCCCUUGCUCUUCCCUUAGACAACAUCGGUGGCAUGGAGAGGGGAGACUUGCAGCAUCGGCAACUGCAGUUCUGCCAUACAACCCUGCCCAGGACUUAGCAAGGCACAAAUCCAUCCCUAACCAUGGACUUUUUAUUCUCCUCCCAUCCGGUAGGCACUUACAGGAACCUCUGCUCCUGCAACAGCAGGCACAGGAAGAGCUUCUUCCCUGAGGCUGUGACCCUGCUGAAUCUCCCAUCACAGCACUAAGCAGUAUUGCUCCCAUAUUAUACUGUCUCAAUACUUUUAUAUUUGUGUGCUGUAGACCUUACUUUUUAUUAACAGUUAUUUUGUAAAUAACACUAUUCUUUACAUUUCUGGUUAGAUGCUAACUGCAUUUCAUUUGGUGUUUAAUCUAAUCAAUGGGAUAUUUUAACGUGAGGGUGAUUUGGCCUUAGGCCAUGGAGCCAGCCCUCCUUGUUGUGUUUGGUAUACUCUGCAAAUUCAGAAUGUUUACAUAAACCUCAGUUGUCUGCUAAGAGAACAUGCACAAUUUCUAAACUUAAAUGUUUACCUUUUAACUUGGGGAAGUUUCUAUGGUAGAAUCGACAGAAAUGAAUAAAUGUUUUUAUUUAUAGAUGUCUGUUUCUUCCAGUUUACUGUAAACAGCUGCAGUGUGCAAAGCAAUGGGGAAUAUUACAUUUUUUGUUACUGCGAACCAUUAUAAUAAAUACAGACAAGCAGA